CCCUACGAUGUUUUCCCCAGUGCAUAAAAAUGGAUGAUUUACCGAGUGUACCUACAUUAUGUGUGAAGGUAUAGGUAAUUAGAAAUGUACUAAGGCUUCCCGAGCAGUGUUAGAAGUGUACACCGGCGCUAGUAAAUAGUGUUUGGCUUAAAAGUUCCCAGCGGAACAGUUUCAUUGUGGCGAAGGUUGGAGUUGAGGCCGGCGAACACGGUGUGUUAAAAGUAAAAAGGAACCACAAUCCUAGACAUCAUAAAAUAGUUCCCCAUUUUUGCGAACUGCUUCACCCCGAUCGGAAAAGGUCCCGAAGCCAUCCAGCCUUCCAGCCAAACGAUCAUCAGCUGGCCUGCGACGAUCAACAACUGUAAGAGCGUGAACUGACCUGCGGACCUGAAUUAUGCUGCUUCGGAGACGGCAGCACGGGACGAGACAGUCGAUCGCCGGUCAAUAGGAACCAGUUUUUUCGGCGACCAAUGAUAACACAUCUACCAGGUGUAGAGAUAAACUAACCAACCAUCUGCCACAGUUUAACGGAUUUGAGGUAGAAAAAGCGUCCGGUAAGAUGAAUUUAGGCGUGUAACUAUUCGUUAUCCGGUUGUGUGCACACCGGACGUCCGGGGAAGAGCCGUAGCGCGGGGACAAUCGUUUUCGGGAACCUCUUGUUCGGUUGUGUAGUGCAAGCACUAUAGCAAGCAACAGCAGGCACACACUUAUCGAGGUAGAUAAAAACGACGCAUCACCGCGUAUCCACCGCUCUCUUACCUGGCUCGGCCGUACCGCCAUGUCGGAAGGAUUUGGCAACGGCCAUCAGGAAGCAGCAGCAGCGGCCGCAGCAGCAGCAGCAGGACAACUAGUGGACGACAAUAUUCUGGUGCACGGUGACGGCGACACACACGAGUAUCAGUGGGCGUACGGAACGAUAAUGGACUCGUCCCGCGUUUCGACAUGUCUCAUCUCGAUGCUGCUGAUCGUGUACGGUAGCUUCCGGAGUCUCAACAUGGAGCAGGAACAGCGGGAAAAGGAAAAGAAACGACAGAGCGAAAGCAUGAACAAUCUCAUUACUGGCGAGCCGGUUCAGCAGGAGCAAACAGAUAAAUUCGCCACAUUGGACACGAUGCACGCACUAUGUCUGCCCCUUGGCGCAUCAGUUUCAUUACUGGUGAUGUUUUUCUUCUUCGAUUCGAUGCAAAUGUUGUUUGCCGUCUGCACAGCGAUAAUAGCCACCGUUGCCCUGGCAUUUCUCCUGCUGCCGAUGUGUCAGUACAUCAUCCGACCUUGCACGGAUGGUAAUCGGAUAUCGUUCGGCGUGUGUGGCCGUUUCACGGCGGCCGAACUGUUCAGCUUCUCCCUUGCCGUCUCCAUCGUGUGCAUCUGGGUGCUGACGGGCCACUGGCUACUAAUGGACGCAAUGGGCAUGGGGCUGUGCGUAGCGUUUAUCGCAUUCGUGCGGCUACCGAGCCUGAAAGUGUCCACGCUGCUGCUGACCGGUCUGCUCAUCUACGACGUGUUCUGGGUUUUCUUCUCCUCGUACAUCUUCAGCACAAACGUGAUGGUGAAGGUGGCCACACGGCCGGCCGACAACCCGGUUGGCAUUGUGGCACGCAAGCUAAACCUCGGUGGCAUCGUCAAGGAGCCGCCCAAGCUGAACCUGCCGGGUAAACUGGUGUUCCCGAGCAUUCACAACAGCGGACACUUUUCGAUGCUCGGUCUGGGUGAUAUUGUGAUGCCCGGCCUGUUGCUUUGCUUCGUGUUACGCUACGAUGCGUACAAGAAAUCUCAAUCGACACAAACGGCCGAAACGGGCGUACCGCCACCAAGAGGAGUCGGAUCAAAACUUACUUAUUUUCAUUGUUCCUUACUAGGUUACUUCCUCGGAUUGUUAACCGCGACUGUCAGUUCAGAAGUAUUUAAAGCGGCCCAACCGGCGUUACUCUAUUUGGUACCGUUUACACUGCUACCUCUGCUUACGAUGGCGUAUCUAAAGGGCGAUUUACGGCGCAUGUGGAGUGAACCGUUCAUCAUACAGCAAGCGUCGAAGCAGUUAGAAGUAUAAAACACACUGAAACAUUGUUACUGGAAAGCAAACAGACAACGGUACGCGAUAGUAUUAAGUGAUCAGACUCGAAAGUGGAUCGUAGCAAAGUGUACGAGAUAGCAAAAGUGCAAGCAAAUAAACCGACCGCGCCAAUUAGCUACGGUAUGUCAUAUGGACGGUAUAUCCGGCACGUCGCAUAGGAGCACGAUCGAACAAAUGCAAACUAUGAACAUAAGAUUCAUCGCAAUCGAACUGCAGCAGCAUUGAUCGAUUGCCACCAAUUUCCACGCACUCAAUCUCUCGGGGGAAGGGAAACCCCUGGAAUCACCGGGGGGUGUGUCACGAGGGUGUUUAGGUUACUAAGAAAACAGACCUAGAGGGAGGCGGGCGGGCGCGAGCAUAUGGCACCGGAAAUCAUUUAAGAUAAUUCGAAAAUAUUUGAAUGUGAUUAGGCAUUAGCGAUUAGUAGAUUGUUUGUGUGUAUGCUGUGCGUGUGACAAGCAAAAGUAAAAGAAAAAUGAGUACAGGAACAAAAUGGCGCCGAACAAAACACACAUGGUCCCUGAAUUGCAAUCAGAUUUGAGCUGAUGCACGGAGAAAAACAUAUAUCCCAUGUGCAAGGAUGUAGGAAUGUGAAAGUGAAUUAGUAGGAAAUAGGUUAUAACUCAUUUUACAUCAUAUGUACACACAACGUCUAUACCAACACUCGAGUCACGUUUCGGCAUGCAGUGCACGCUUCCGUUGACUGCCUUAGUUUAACGAUAGAUUCAUUUGUGUUCCAUUGAGUUUAAAACAUAUUUGUCUUUUCGAUUGCCGAAUUAUACUCUCUCUUUCUCUUUCUCUCUCUCUCUACGUUAUGUAUUAUUUGGAAAGCAAAAUUGUAUGCCGGAAAAGAUUGAUUUGAAAAUUAGAUCGUCCUAUGUUUAGUACCGUGCGAAGUGGGAAGCCGAACUGACAGGAAGUUUAAGCAUAUUCAUCUUCAUCUGCUACAUGCUUUCAUUGUCCGCUUGAACCAAGUUCGAGAGACUUUGCGACGAGACCAUGUUAAACUUAACUGAAGAGAAUUGUUAAGUUGCGAAAUAGAUUUUGAAAAUGCUAUGUAAAGAAGCGAAAUAUCAUGAUUCAGAAAAGGACGAUUUGCUUCCCAUUUUUACAUUUCAACAAAAACGAUUUGCGUUUAUCGGCUCCCAAAGAAAAAGUAAACACUGGAAGCAAUCUACUAUAAGGUUUACUGACAAGUGUACUAAAUAGAAGAAAAUCACAAAAAAGUCCGGUAUCAUCAGUUUAGCAGUAAUUGAUAGCAUCUUCUUUUUGCUCUCCCAGUUUCAUUGUAAUGAUCCUACUCCUAACGUAAAUGUCCGGUGGUAUUGCUUGCUUUGUGUUCUAUUGAAUUCAGUGCGCGGAACAAGAGAACAGAACCGAACUUCGAUAUACAUAAUGUGAUAAUUUUUUUCUUCUGUAUAAUUUCUUAUCUCCGCCUGUCUCGAAUGUAUACUUUAUAAAGAUUUUUUUCUAUAAUCAAAAGUACUGUUAAUAAUAGUGAAAAGAAAUAUAACUUUUAAUUUUUCCAGAAAA
Messenger RNA from Anopheles coustani, 3607 nucleotides. It is a transcript of the gene SppL, whose product is annotated as signal peptide peptidase-like 3. Gene Ontology annotation, biological process: membrane protein proteolysis. Gene Ontology annotation, molecular function: aspartic endopeptidase activity, intramembrane cleaving. The coding region runs from base 779 to 2050 and encodes 423 amino acids. The record is from RefSeq and is a predicted model, not a curated record. The transcript has 7 exons. Lineage: Eukaryota; Metazoa; Arthropoda; Insecta; Diptera; Culicidae. Gene Ontology annotation, cellular component: lumenal side of endoplasmic reticulum membrane; cytoplasmic side of endoplasmic reticulum membrane; Golgi-associated vesicle membrane.